UCGGCCAUGGCGGCGCCCUGCAGGCGGUGGGUCAGCGGGCUGUUGUCUGUACUGCGGUCCCACCCUGUGUACCGGCCUUUGCAAAAUGGGGUCCCACGGGAUGUGCUGCUUUUCCAGCAUGAACGGGGCCGCUUCUUUGCCAUCCUUGGACUGUUUUGCGCCGGCCAGGGCAUAUUCUGGACUUCCCUGGCUGUUGCAGCCUUGUCCCGACCUCUGAUCCGGGUUCCUGCGGAGGCUCCAAACCGGGGCUACACGGACCUGCGCUCGGCACUCUGGCGCUACGGGCUAGCUGUUGGUUGCGGCACGAUGGGAGCCUUGGUCCUUGGUGCUGGUCUCCUCUACUCUCUCCGAUCUGUGCGUUCAGUCAUGCUCCUUGCAGGAGGGCAGCAGGUGACGCUUACCACUUAUGCCCCCUUUGGCUUGGGAACCCAUUUCACAGUUCCUUUGAACCAGGUUUCCUGCAUGGCCCACAGAGCUGAAGUUCCUGCCAUGUUGCCUCUGAAGAUCAAAGGCCGACGCUUUUACUUCCUUUUGGACAAAGCUGGACAUUUCCCCAACACUCAACUCUUUGACAGCACUGUGGGUGCCUACCGGAGCCUGUGAAAUGUGACUUGCCCUCUCAGAUGAGGAUGCAAACCCUAGGGAUGAAGAGACAACCUAGAGCAAUGAAAAGGCCCCCAGGAUUCACUAAUAGCCAAUAAAUCUGUGUUCUAAAGGGCCGGAUGCACUUCAGCCAUCAUUCUGUCUCCUCUCCCAUCUAUUUGCUUUAACAUCAAGAACUCUAUACCAUGAUGAAGAAAAGUAAUAUAUUAUUUUGGUACAAAAAAAUGUUAAGGUGAAAAGGCAGAGGGGGCCUAUUCUAAUGUUUCCCUCCUGGAGGGAAAACCGAUUCUCAGCAUAAACAGGGCUGCAUUGAGUGAGGCAAAAUUAAAAGCACUUGGGCAUGGAGGGUCUGGCUUCAGAAAGCACUCAAGUAUUCUUCAGGUGUGAGACAGGCGUUGCCCAACAAGAGCAUCGGUCUCAGAGCUCCACUCUGGGUCACCCCUCUCCUGAGGCCGGUAUGGGGCGGCUUCAGACUUGCACUGCAUGACCUGGAGCAUCAAGACCAGACACCACAAUACCAGAUUCACCCAAGAGGAGGUCUGUGAGAGAAAACAGGAGUGUGAGGAAGGAAGCCAUCUCCAAUCCAGUCCUACCCACACAAUAUCCUCUCUAUUCAGAAUCAGGUGACAAGCCCAUGGCUACUUUGAGCUUUUGACUGAAUUACAGGCAAGCAUGGAUUACAUGGUGAACACUCUUAAGCUACAGAUAUUUAAUCUUAGUAUAUCCCUUUGUCUCACUUCGGCGUUUUGUAGAUUGGAGUAAAACUGCACAGCAGUUCCAGGGGGUGUCCAUGAGAUUUUCUGGGCUUCAGAGCAGCUGUGAGAUUGAAGAGAGUUGUGAGAAAGGGGACAUGCUCUAAGCACAUUUAUGGGGAUAACAAUGGGGACUUAUAAUCCCUGCCAGGCUUCCCUCCCUCUCCCAUUACCUAAUUGUAUGGUUCAAGGAGAUGAUGGAAUUGCAGAGAGAAUUGGUGCCAAAUCGAAGUAUACAGGCAGACACUAAGACCAGGAAGAUGGCUACAGCUGAGAUGGCCAAAGCAAUUCGGAGCCCUAUAGAACCUCUGAGGGAGAGAAAACACGCUUUGUGGCUUAGAUGGGACUCAUCUCACCUUGGUCCCUUGUCCUCAGUAGGGCAAUCAAUCACCUGUGAGAGUCCUCGAUGCAGCUGCUGUAGACCCAGAAGAGGAGAAGCAGAAGGCAGUAGAGGGCCAAGAGGCCUGAAGCCCCAGCUACAAAGUAGCAGAGGGAAGAGGCUGAGGGACUUGACAAGACCAGAGAGGAGCCAUUGAGGGCAGCCACACCAUACAAGGGACAGCUACCACCGAAGGAGCCCUGUGGAGAGAAGCUGUUAAAUCCUUGGUGGUUCAGUGCCCUGAGAUGCAGGUUACUGCCAAAUGUUAGGGCUAGUUCCCAAAUUAGGAGAGACUGAUGUGGAUCUGCUGGGAGCCAAGUCUGCAGGGCCCAGAGGGGUCAGAAAAUUCAGUGGGUUAUAAUAUAAAGAACUCAAGAGAAGCACAGCAGUGGUGGUGCACUCCUUUGACUUCAGCACCCAGGAGGCAGAGGCAGGUGGACCUGUUAGUCCUGUAGCCUGGCCUACAGAGGGAGUGCCAAGACUACACAGAAACCCUGGGGGGUGGGAGGGGGAGACGGACCCCAAGAAAAAUAACUAGCUUCACAUUUCCCUGUGAGCAGAGUAAACCCUGACCUUGUGUGCCCUUUAACAAGCAGCUCUCCUAGUCAGUAAAAGAGCGUCGUACACUCCUAUAGUGACUCAAAGUGCUCUUACCAAGACUGCCCAGCAGUAGUAAACCUUAAACGUA
Molecule: messenger RNA, 2422 nt
Organism: Peromyscus eremicus (cactus mouse)
Lineage: Eukaryota; Metazoa; Chordata; Mammalia; Rodentia; Cricetidae
Gene: Tmem223
Product: transmembrane protein 223
Exons: 2
Coding region: 7-603 (198 amino acids)
Biological process (GO): nervous system development
Cellular component (GO): mitochondrion
Source: RefSeq, a predicted model, not a curated record